Molecule: messenger RNA, 429 nt
Organism: Opisthorchis viverrini
Lineage: Eukaryota; Metazoa; Platyhelminthes; Trematoda; Opisthorchiida; Opisthorchiidae
Exons: 4
Coding region: 1-429 (142 amino acids)
Source: RefSeq, a predicted model, not a curated record
AUGAAAUUUGUUUCUCCCGUGGAUACACGGGACGAGCCAACGUAUCACGUCUCGACAUUACGCGAUAUCUCGAAUAGCGUACCAACUGAAACACGACGCGGCUUGGUGCAUCACGUUCAGUUGCUUAAAAACAUCAUAAACGAGAGAUUCAACUGGGUUCCAGCUGUAGCACCCUUUCGGUGCCUAGCUGCCAUGCCACACGAAGGAGGCACGAGGGCUAGGAUACUGCCAGGUUCCCCAAGCCUAGACAGGGGAAGUCGGGAAGCAGAAGUCGAGUUCGAACCACGGACCUUCCGAAACAAGUUACCCGAAUCGAAGAAAAUCAAACUGAUAAGAAGAUGCGAAAUUGAACACAACAGUCUCAACUUACCAGCUUGCUCCAAAGCCUGUGGAAGAGAGAAAGUUGGAGAGUUUAUUACAGUAUGGUGA